Linnemannia hyalina is the source of this 1086-nucleotide messenger RNA. NCBI's taxonomy places the organism in Eukaryota, Fungi, Mortierellomycota, Mortierellomycetes, Mortierellales, Mortierellaceae. The record is from the annotation of a GenBank genome assembly.
AUGACUGUCCGCGACUUUUGGGAUGCUAUGAAGGUUCAGGACGCCAACAAAAACCAUCUCCAAGUGCUGCAUCAACAACUUUAUGUGCGCGAAAACGCUGUGGCCCAGGAGCAUACCGACACACUCUUGGCGCAGAUCGAAUCAAAUGAACCCGCAGGAUCGGAGCACAAGUCGCGCAAGGUUGUAAUUCUGGAUGAGAGCUUUUCAGACAACGGGAGCCUCUACACCGCCUCAGCCCCUUCUUCCGCGCCGCCCUCCGCCCGAUCAUCCUUGAACCCAAACGAUUUCCAAUAUGUCGACCAUCUGGUUGGCCCAGGGCAGUCCUCGUCCAAGAUUCAAGGCGAGCCUUUCGUGGUCGAUGGUAUCAACGUUUCAAUGCUCUGUAUGAGAGCACGCAAGGAGGCGAUCAAGAACCAGUGCGAGCUCAAUGAUGUGUCGGAACUUCUGUACCUCAACUUUAUUUUCGACAAUGCUGCGCUCAUUAGAUUACUCCCUCGUGUCGCAGCAGACAGGAUCCUGCGCGUUUCCUUGCCGGCGCCUUCCCAUCAACAAUCAAUAAUGUUGGUAAACACAGCCUCCUAUGCCGCCCAACAUAGUGUCCAGGAGAGCAAACGGUAUGUGAGAGAACUCGACGACAACGGCGACAACUUUGUGAAGACAUUGUUGAGCUCGUAUUUGGAAAGCACGGCGCUCUGGAAAACACCAACGUCUCACCCUCCAUAUCAGCCAUUACCACUGAACGAAGACUCGUUUACGCAUGGCUCGGUUCAGCAGGGCAUUGUCACUCUUCUUCAGGACUUGGAUGUUGUCGAUCAUUGGAAUCGAGACGCACUUCCUACACCCCGAGGGUUUGAGGAAGUUUAUCAAGCAGACUAUUUCGCCGAGUGUGAAGGCUUUCCGAUUUGCGUUGUGGAGAUUAAGAAGCCAGACGCCAAGGAUGACCCUCUUGAGGGUGACGCUCGAAAGCUCCCCAGCAUGCUGAAGCUAUCCCAUGAUCGUUUGCUGGACGCUGGUGUUGAGUCACCUGUUCCCUUGAUCAAGGUUCUCUUUAUCUACUUCAUUCUAUUGCUUGGUCUGCUUUCUUGA